Seriola aureovittata is the source of this 816-nucleotide messenger RNA. Its product is annotated as phospholipase A and acyltransferase 3-like. The record is from RefSeq and is a predicted model, not a curated record. Gene Ontology annotation, cellular component: cytoplasm. The transcript has 5 exons. Gene Ontology annotation, biological process: N-acylphosphatidylethanolamine metabolic process. The coding region runs from base 170 to 721 and encodes 183 amino acids. NCBI's taxonomy places the organism in Eukaryota, Metazoa, Chordata, Actinopteri, Carangiformes, Carangidae. Gene Ontology annotation, molecular function: glycerophospholipid phospholipase A1 activity; A2-type glycerophospholipase activity.
UCUUGUCUUUUUGCCACGAUAUCAUAAGUUUUGUUCAUCGCCAAACUAAAGUUUCUGGAGGAGGUCUCUCCCCUGAACGCCGCCUGUGACAGCUUCACUACUGAAAGUGCUGAUUCUGUCAGACAGUCAAACCGGGCUAAAAAUCUGAGAACAGGCAAUAGCUCAAACCAUGAAGCCAAAGCUUGGGGACUUGAUCGAAAUCUUCCGUACAAACGUUUCGGGUGUGCGAGUGCCACUGCUAGAUUAUCAGCACUGGGCUGUGUACGUUGGAGAUGGAUACGUUGUUCACCUGGUGAACCUCGGCUCAGACAGCUUCUCCAGCUCGUCCAACUCGUCCAAGCCACAAACAAAAUCUAAGGGUUGCAAAGGCAAAGUAAAGAGACAAAAACUCAAGGAUGUGGCAGGCAAUGACGAGUGGCGCGUAAAUAACAAACUGGACAACAAACGCAGUCCUCGGCCAGCCCAGGAAAUUGUGAAGGAGGCCCUUUCCUUGGUGGGUCAGGACAUGAAUUACGAUGUCACCAAGUGGAAUUGUGAGCACUUUGUCAACAAGCUACGAUAUGGCAUACGCAGAUCUUGGCAGGUGCUAAAGUAUACAUUAGUAGUAGGAGCAGGAUAUGUGGGAGGAGCAGCAGGAACAUUACUAGGACCAUUGGGGACAGUGGGAGGAGCAGCCGGCGCAGCGGUUUACACCAAGGCUUUGCUGGAUAAACUGGACUAGAUAACUUCCUCAGUGUCGUCCUCCUCCUGAACUUAUUUCUCCGUCAGUUGCCUACUCAAUGAAAUACAUGAAAUAAAUUGAAAAAUAUCUUGUAA